UCGUCUAACAUGAACCCUACGCUUGUAUGAUUAAAAUGCCGACCCAACGCGUCAAUCAAGACGGCAGUCCGUCGUGCCGACCUAUGGCCUGCAACUCUUGUCGCAUAAUGAAGGUAAAAUGUGAUGCCGACGAACUGGGCACCGGUACUUGUUCCAGGUGUCUUAAGAUGGGCCGCAAGUGUUGUAUUAUCAAACCAGUAGGGCGGCGCAUCCGCAAAACGCAAGUAACACCACUUCCUAUGAGUGGCCACUGCUAACAGCUUGUAGCAAGAUGCAACUUGAACAAGAGUUGCAGCAGCUCAGAACCUCUGUUGAACAGGAUUCAGAUCAACCUAUUGGCGAUUCUGGGUUCAUGGAACCUAGCACGCCAACAAUCUCAGCGCCGAGUGAGGCUCAUACAAUUGCAAUGCCACCCAGAUAUGAAAGCACCCAGCGUGCUGGCAUAGCAGCAGAUGCAUCGGUGGAACGAACUGUCUUGGGGACACUGCCCCGAAAACUUGGUGACUUUGAACUCCCUCCACGCAAGAUUGAUGGCUGUAUCAAAGAAUUUUUUGAGUUCUAUGCAGAUAAUCUAGAAGGGCUCUUUCAUGGGUUACAAAACCCAAACACAUUGUACGAAUACUCUCCAGUACUUUUCUGGACAAUUGUCUACGUUGGCUCGCGCAACUACACGAGAGACCCAACUAUCUUGGAGCGAAUCAUCAGCCCUCUUCAAAGUGUAUUCCAACAGUCACUGUUUGACCCGGAAGAUGCGAUACCUAGUAUUCAAUCGGCAUUACUUCUCUGUCUAUGGCCUUUUCCAGUGGAUACACUGUUCAAGCUGCGCACUCAUGUUAUAUCUGGGGCGGCAAUGAUGCUGGCCAUGCAGAAAGGAUUGCACAUUUCUGGAAAGGCUCAGGAUUUUGUCCGGGUCCCCCUUUCACAAUCAAAUGUCGAAAAAGAGUUCCGCAAAACUCUUUGGAUGCAUUGCCAGAUUGUUUUUCAAAGCAAUUCAAUUUACGACGGUUUGCCGCCCAGGUUGGAAAUGCAAGAGGAGCAUCUCGAUGAUUCCGAAAUCGCGGCCGAACACAGCUUUCUUGUAUAUCAUUAUCACCUACAUGUCCAUUUUAUGAGAAGAUAUAGGUUGAUUUUGAGUAUUUCAGACCUAAGCACCGAAAUUGGUCUUCGUAUCAUCGACCAUGCAAAAAUAUCAUUUCAGCAAGACAUUUGUUUGCUUGUUGAACUUAUCGAUAUUAGCCCAUUGCGCAAGUUCGCUUAUCACAGCGCGAUGCUGCUUUUUGGAGUGUUCUAUUUCUUUUGCGGGCCCGGUACAGGCCGUGAUGACGGUAUUAAACAGGCGUAUACAUCUGCUAUUGCCAUCCUCAGUGAUGCCAAACGAUUGGACGAACAGCGAGGCUUUGCAAAUCAUGCCACUCAUGCCCAUUUGCGUAUUGUGUCGCUGGCCGCAGUUGUCGUUCUCCGUGUGAUGCGGAGUCAUCUUGCGGAGUUAGUUGAGGAAUCUCCAGAGUUGGCUGAGUCCCUUUACUUCGAAGCGAUUCAACUGUCGAAAAAAUCAAGUGUGCGCUUGAACGACCUUGGUGGUCGAAACGCAAGCAUUCUUACUCAGCUGUGGUCUUCAGCCCGCCUCUUUCAAUUCAAAGACGGAUCUGUAGAUGGAUUGAAGUUACUUCUCAGAGGUCGAUUGGUACGUUUUCAUCCCUUUGUACGCUGCGUAAUGGCAAUCUAAAAUCAGCAGUGUAUGAGCCUCGUACUAGACACGCACUGGUGGUGGCGUGCCGAGUUUGGAGGCAAGACAAACCCGUAUUUAGAAUCGGAGACUGCCAAAAGUCAGGAACCUAGUCGAGCAAACCCUGUAUUGCAAGAAAAUAAUGAUACGGCGCUGGAACCACAGCCCUUGGCUAUUGACCCAUCAUUGCUUCCGAGCUUCCUGGACGACGCUCUUCCAAAUUGGAAUAUGGACGACACAGCGGAUUUUGGUCUAGAAUGGUUUUAGAGCGGUUUGAUCACGAAAGGAUGCGGAAUUGGAGUUACAGGCGAUCACAUGAAUUUGUUAUAACUAAAAAUGUUUCUACUGUAGUGUAAUGUAAUCAAGCAAUAGGGUUCUUAGCCAAACGACCCAUGAGCUCAUAGAGCCCUGAAACAUCUUCUUGCGUAUCCAGGGACAGGAUAAACUUCUCUAUACUGUCGGUCGUCUCUUGGUCAAUUACAUUCUUUGUGAGUUGUCUCCAUUUAUCAACAAUCUCAUCAUUGGUAAGUGGUGGGAUAAUGCCCCGCGCGCCGUCCUUUGCAUAAGAGAUUUCAGUGCUAUCUUCAAAUUCAAUUCUGACGUUCUGGCGCGAAAAGGGCCAUUCGGAAUCUGUAGCAAGCACACACUCGGUCAAAUCUGUUAGUCUCCAAGUGUCCUCGUUCUCAAGUUGCUCCGGCGUAAACUGAACGGGCAUGACUGAGCCAUGAACGAUCUGGGUAGCCGCGACAAACGAGUUACUCAUCUGUGCGCCGGUGCUGGUUAGUGGCCGCGUCGUCUUCCAGCCGCCGUGGUGAAAGGCUGCAUCUCCGAGUGUAAUGGUGACCUUUUUGAUGGCCUUGAUAUCCUUCAUCUUCUCCGGGUGCUCCUCCUGGAGCUGGCGAACGCAGUCAAUUGUCGGAUGCGUGCCCGCCAUAGCAGCAUACGCCUUGAUGCAGAUAUUCUCCGUCUGCCACGUCUGGCCUAGUCCUUUGACUAGCUCAUCGGGGAGAUACGCCGGUGUCUUGCCAUUUCCAGCGCUGAACUGGGUCAAGAAGCCUCCAUAGUCACGCUCAAACACCUUUUUGAUGCCGAUGUAACCAUCCCGAGCGAGCAUUGCUGCCAUCAAACCGUUUCUGGCCGCGAAGCCAUGCUGCAUGCGCUUGACCUCACUUUCAAACUGAGCUGACAUGAGGCCACAAGCCUGGGUACAGGCGAUGCCAAACGCGUCUUCCACCUUGCCGGCGUCGAGCCCCAAGAGCUUCGAAACACUGGCUGCGGAGGCGGCAGGGCCAAAGACUGCUCCAGAGUGCCAGCCCUUGGAGAGUACAUGUGACCCAUAUAGAGCAAGACCGACUCUUGGGCCAACUUCGUAUCCGGCAACAGUGGCUAGGAUCAGAUUCCUGCCGUCGAUGCGAGUGUCGGAUUCUUUACCUGUGACAUGCUGGGCUGCAGCAAACAAAGCAGGUAAUAGGAUGGAAUUGGAAUGUAGGGGAGCACGGCUGUGCCAGUCGUCCAGCUCAAAGCCCUGGAUAAAGGUACUGUUCACCAGCGCGGCUGUCAAUGCAGUGGCCUUGCGGCCCUCCCAGCCAAAGAUGGUGGCGUCGCCAGCAAAGGGAUGCUCUAGAGAGAGGAGGGCUGUAGCGGCCUUUUCGGACCACGGCAAGUGAGAGCCUACAAAUGCGCAGGCUAGGCCGUCAAGAAUAAGGUACUUGGUCCUGGUGAUGAUGGACUCUGGGAUCUCAUCGUAUGUAAGAGCUGAGACCCAUUUGGCGAGGGUUUCGGUUGGGCUAGAUUCUGCCAUUUUGAUGGGUUGCGGGUAAAUGUGAUGAGAUUGGAUAAUAAAAGGGAUCCUGCAUGAGUGGUUAGGCCCGAUG
This is a messenger RNA of [Torrubiella] hemipterigena, 3600 nucleotides long. Lineage: Eukaryota; Fungi; Ascomycota; Sordariomycetes; Hypocreales; Clavicipitaceae. The record is from the annotation of a GenBank genome assembly.